AAACGGCCCGAACACAUAAGCAAUAUGGAGCUAUAGCAAAGAACGAAUCAAGUUCCGAUUAGGGAGCAAAUAUUUAAGAAAAAGUGGAAGUGGAUUGGUAGCACAAUUAGAAAGGACACACCAAAUGCAACGAAAAGUGCUUUACAGUGGAAUCCAGAUGGAUAUAGAAAGAGGGGUAGGCCUAAGAACUCGUGGCGUAGAUCAACACAAAAGGAACUAGAGAAAGGAGUACAUUCAUGGCAGAGUAUAAGUACAGAAGCGAGAAAUUAUGCGACAUGGAAUUCAAUUAUAAGUGGCCUAUACUCCGCGUUGGAGGGUUAAAGGCAAGAAGAACUUUAUACUUAUUGUCUUCCAUAUUUUUAAAGUUUUUUUUUUUAAAUAUCGACUCAGCGUUCUUGAAACGUUAUGUCGGAAGAUUAUUUUUUUAACAUGGAUUUCUUUUAACCCGAAAGCUAACUUAACAUCUACAUUAAUUUAAAGCGUGUUUAUAUUGAUGCAGACAUAAGCUGGUACAGAAGUACAGUAUUCAAUUGGAUUUUAACUUAACAUCGUGGGAUUGAUCGAGUAUUUCUCAAGUGUGGAGGAAUCUGGAAUUUCUUUUUACAAACUUAUUGCUUAAUACUACAGACGCAGAUAAAUAUCAACCGAAUAUUUCUUCGAGGAUUUACAUGGCGCAGACCAGGUACGAAAAUGACAUUCCCUACGGGACUUGUGUGGAAGGCAUGUAUGAUCCCCCUCACAGAUCAAUACCGAGUCACCCCCUGUCCACGCACGCUGCCAACUUAAACCAUGGACCCAUACCGCAGUAUCCGUCGUACUCACCCAGUAACAAUAUGCCAGGGGUUGUGAAUUCCUCCCAGGACGGACAGCUUAAACGAGACAAGGAUGCAAUUUACGGACAUCCCUUAUUUCCGCUCCUCGCUCUUAUAUUUGAGAAAUGUGAACUCGCCACCUGUACACCGCGGGAACCAGGUGUGGCCGGAGGCGACGUAUGCUCGUCAGAAUCAUUCAAUGAAGAUAUAGCCGUUUUCUCGAAACAAGUGCUGUUAUCACUACAGGCACGAGCUGAAAAACCCCUCUUCUCCGCCAACCAUGAACUGGACAGUCUGAUGAUUCAAGCCAUUCAGGUUUUAAGAUUUCACCUAUUGGAACUGGAAAAGGUGCAUGAACUCUGUGACAAUUUUUGUCAGCGCUAUAUCAGCUGUUUGAAAGGUAAAAUGCCAAUUGACUUAGUGAUUGAUGAAAGGGACGGUGGGUCGACAACCCCAAAGUCUGGAACAGAAAGUCAAGACCACACAGACAACAGCACAGACCAGGUGCUGUUAGAAACAUUAAGCACAGAGUCUUUAGAUUACAAAAGACCUCCUUCGCAAAAUUUGAACUUCAGUCAACAAGAUGAUACUCAAUCAUCAAGGUCGGGAGACACUCCAGUUCCGACAAGUCAGUCAAACACCAACUCGUCCCAAAAUGUAGACAACAACAGUGAAGUCGAUGGAACUCAAAUGCAUAAUUUUGCCUCUAUGCAUGGUCGUGCGUAUGGUCAUAUAUAUUCUGGUGAUGGGCUCGACAACAGUAUUGGUUCAGGUGAAGGAACUGCAGACGAAGAAUCAGAAGACAGGAACCCUAAAAGACAAAAGAAGCGAGGGAUAUUUCCCAAAGUUGCCACCAAUAUAAUGAGAGCUUGGUUAUUUCAACAUUUAACACACCCAUAUCCAUCAGAGGAACAGAAAAAACAGCUUGCUCAAGACACUGGACUUACCAUUUUACAAGUCAAUAAUUGUAUGCGGCUGAAGUUAGCUGUGAGCACGCAUGACAUGUUUAUCAAUGCUAGAAGGAGAAUAGUUCAGCCAAUGAUAGAUCAAUCUAACCGUGCAGGUCCUGGUGGUCACGCCCCCUACAAUCCAGAAUCUGGUAUGGGAUACAUAGAUAAUAAUCAAAUGUCUAUGAGACCCCACACAUUGCAAGGUAUACAUGGAGGAGACAUGUACGAUCCGAUGAAAGCUGGCUACUCCCAUGUUCCAGACGGCCAGCGUUACGAUAUGUUAGGUGUGCAGAGUAUGCAUGGCGCCGACAUGUAUGGCCCACCGCCAGUUAGCGGGUCAUACAGCCAGAUGUCGCAGUUGCGCCCACCUGUACACUCACAGGCUAUGCUUAUCCCCGGCCAUCCGCAUCACAUGAUGAUGGGCCACACUGCACCUGGGAUGGGCCAUCAUGGCAUGCCCAUACAGACAACACAGAGCCCACCCUUGCAUGGCGGAAGCAUGGAUGUCAUGGGCCAACAGUUACAGGACAUCCAUGCUUGACUGCAUUAGGAUAGUGUCAGGAGAGAAAGCUAAGAAUCUGAGAGACAUUCUAUCAAUCUAUCUGUCUGUAUGUGUGUAUCUCUACAUACACACACACAUUAACAUAUUCACACACAUACAUUUGCGCAUAUACACUGAGAUAUAUAUGUAUGAAUAUAUGUACAUAUAGUAUGUAUAUAUCUUAAAUACACGAUCACAUACACACACGUAGAUAUGUAAAUAUAUGUUUAUGUGUGUGUGAUAUAAAUAUAGACAACAUAAAUCCCUAAUCAUUUAGAUAUAUAUAUAUAUAUAUAUAU
Molecule: messenger RNA, 2602 nt
Organism: Octopus bimaculoides (California two-spot octopus)
Lineage: Eukaryota; Metazoa; Mollusca; Cephalopoda; Octopoda; Octopodidae
Product: homeobox protein Meis1
Biological process (GO): regulation of DNA-templated transcription
Molecular function (GO): DNA binding
Source: RefSeq, a predicted model, not a curated record